Molecule: messenger RNA, 581 nt
Organism: Hordeum vulgare subsp. vulgare (domesticated barley)
Lineage: Eukaryota; Viridiplantae; Streptophyta; Magnoliopsida; Poales; Poaceae
Product: abscisic stress-ripening protein 2-like
Exons: 2
Coding region: 106-405 (99 amino acids)
Source: RefSeq, a predicted model, not a curated record
CACGCUAACACACAUCCUCCUCCUCCAUUCCUCCGGUAUACCCAUCGAUCACACGUACAAACAAGGCACGACUGCGUACGCACGCACACGGAAGGCUAACUGGUUAUGGGGCGCCACAGCAGCAGCAGCGGCAAGCCCGAGGCCGGCGGCGAGCAGCAGUACCGCAAGGAGGAGAAGCACCACAAGCACAUGGAGAAGCUGGCCAAGCUCGGCGCCGUCGCCGCCGGAGCAUACGCAAGGCACGAGAUGCACGAGGCGAGGAAGGACCCGGAGCACGCACGGUCGCACAAGAUCAAGGAGAAGAUCGCUAUCACGGUCGCUGCCGGCAGCGCGGGAUUCGCCAUCCACGAGCACCAAAAGAAGAAAGAGGCCAAGAAACACGCCCGUCAUGCACACCACCACUGAUACAUUCAUGGAUGCAUAUGCACACUCGUAGACCCUAGCUAGCUAUCUUGUAUAUAUAUGUAUGACCGGUUAAUUACAUUCGUUCAUUUCGUUGUCUUUGUUCCAUAUAUAGUACUGUAUUGCUGUUGUAUAUGUGUAUGAGUUUUGAUUCAUGUGAGGCCAUUGAUGUGGUUGUG